AUGGACUCUCCAAAAACAACUGCAAGUUCAACAGUCGCAUGUCUCAAUUGCCGGGACAAACAUCUCAAAUGUGACGGCAACCCGGAAGGCUGUGAUCGAUGCCGUGUUCUAUCUCUCUUUUGCCACUUUGUGCCAUCACGUCGUGGGCGCCGAGGACAACCAAGUCAACUUGCUGGUCUCGAUAGCUGUCCAAUUCCAGUGGUCGAUGAAUCUCCAUUCUUUGACAGUUCCUCGUUGCCGCUUGAGAUCUCGGGCGUCCUCUCUCCUGAGUACAUCCCAGGGCCUCCACAGAGGCCCUUCCGCCUACGCAUUCAUCUGAUCAAGGCAUUCUAUGAAUACUUUCACUCUGCACACCCGAUUUUUCCACCCUAUGACCUCUGGAUUUCAUCUUCUCCGCCGCAGUAUCUCGUGGACAUCGUUGAGCUCAUUGGAUUACAUCAUGCCUCGCCGGGUCAGGUCACAGAAUUCCCGAACGAUAUUUGGAUCGCCACUGGGCAAGCCGAAUUAGCCCUAGAGAAAGUACAGUCCUAUCUCUUCCUGUGCAUCCUCUUUCAUGGUCGAAAUGUCCCCGAUCUAGCGAAGAAGUGCAUCGGUCUCGCCAUCGAAUGUAGUUUCGGGCUCGGGCUUCAUUUCAAAGAAGUUUCCGAUGCCGUGGAAAUACAAAACCCGGCUCGCGCUGAAAGCAUGCGGCGGACACUGUGGGAGGUCUUUGUCGUUGACACCCUGCUUGCGACCAUGCAGGUCGGCGGCACCUUGCAAUUCAACAUGGAGACGCCUGAUGUGCCUUUGCCAUCUAGGGAUGAGAGCUUCACGGACGGUCAUUCCGGGCUCUCGCAGAUAUCAGCAAAAGAUCUAGACUUCAGCGAACUCUUUGACGAUGGUUGCAUGUCACCACUGGCCUACCGUGUUGAAGCUACACUUCUUCUCCGGCAAUGUCUCUUCGCAUGUGAGAAUCACGCUGGUGAAGAUGAUAUGGAGAGGUUAGAUACACGAAUCUCAGCUUGGUUUCACCGAUGGCCCAACGUGAACGGCAGCAUUCUACAAAUGAAUGGAAAGGUCGACCAGAUCGAUUUCCAAUCUGCAAUGAUCAUGCAAUGUGCUUCUAUCCACCUUCAUUUCCCGAGGUCUCUCCUCGUCCUCUUGCUUCCAACCACCGGCGAGAUUUUCUGUUCCAGACCUCCGCCCAUCUCAUCUCCCUCGUCCAAUACACAAACCCACACCGCUAAGAUUGUCAAUGCAGCUUCUGAGCUGUCCAAGCUGGCCUCCCUUUCUACCUCCGUGAGGGGACAUACCCCUUUUUUUGCCUGUUCUCUCGUUCUCAGCUCAAUAGUGCAGGUGGCUGCCUUGGCUGUGCCAACAGGGCAACCAAUUGCCAAGCAACGGUCAUUUGUGGCGUUGAAUCUGGGCGUUCUUAAAUCGAUGAGUCAGGUCUGGAACAUUGCGUCUAUUUCUUUUGCAAAACUGCGUGCCAUCGUUCGCGAGGUUCGAGCAGCUUCCACCGAAGCAGGCGGACAAAUAGUUGAUUCUACUAUCUCUCCCCUUCUUACCAUGUCAUGA
Molecule: messenger RNA, 1557 nt
Organism: Penicillium olsonii
Lineage: Eukaryota; Fungi; Ascomycota; Eurotiomycetes; Eurotiales; Aspergillaceae
Source: the annotation of a GenBank genome assembly